UGCGCGGAGGGUGUGUGUGCGCAUGCGCCGCCGCUCUGACAGGCGCAUUAUGGAGCCGUUGCUGUAAUGUGGAGGAGCAGCGGCCGGUUGCCGGGGUUGCUUUUAUCUCGGUGUCGCUCUGCCCUCCGGAGGAAGGGGGGCGACGGUCUGUUUACGGGCCGCAGCAAUGAGUCCAGACUGAAGGUGGUUGAGGCGCUGUCGGAUGCGACGGCCAAGGAGCAGGAGGUCCGGGUACAGGGCUGGGUACGGGCUCUACGUGCACAGAAGGAAAUUACAUUUUUGAAUAUUAAUGAUGGAAGUUCAUUACAAAAUCUUCAAAUAGUUGCACGGCCAGAUUUAGAUAUUAGAGGUAUAACUUUUGGCAGCGCAGUUGAAAUUUGGGGGAAACUGAUACAGAGUCCUCACAAGAAACAGAGAGCAGAGCUGCUAGCUGAUAAAAUCAGAUUGGUUGGAGCCUGUAAUCCUGUGAAUUUGCCAUUCAAGAUCAAGGAGAGGCAUUCACUGGAAUACAUAAGACAGUUUCCUCAUCUUCGUUGCAAAACAAAUGUUUUCAGUUCACUUCUCAGAAUACGAAGUGAAGCAUCCACAGCUAUUCAUUCAUUUUUCAAAAGCAAUGGAUUUGUUCAUAUACACACACCCAUAAUAACAUCAAAUGAUUGUGAAGGAGCUGGGGAACUCUUCCAAAUUGAACCUGCAAGCAAAACAGCUGAAAAGCAUGAUAACACUCAUUUCUUUGAUGUUCCUUCCUUCUUAACUGUGUCUGGACAACUACAUUUGGAAGUGAUGACAGGGGCUUUCACUCAAGUAUAUGCCUUUGGACCAACAUUUCGUGCAGAGAAUUCCCAAACCAGAAGACAUUUAGCAGAAUUUUACAUGGUAGAAGCAGAACUUGCCUUCACUGAAAGUUUGAAAGACAUUAUGGAGGUAAUGGAGAAUCUCUUCAAGAUCACAACUUCACAUAUUCUUUCAAACUGUCCAGAUGAUGUUGAGCUCUUCCACAAAAAUGUAGCUCCUGGACAAAAGGAAAGGAUGGAACAGAUGCUGAAAAAUUCAUUUCAAGUGCUUUCCUAUACUGAAGCAAUUGACAUUUUGCAGCGAAGCACGGAAACCUUCAAAUUUGAACCAAAGUGGGGCUGUGACCUACAGACUGAGCAUGAGAACUGUCUGGUACGGCACUGUGGCAAUAUCCCUGUUUUUGUGGUUAAUUAUCCUUAUGACAUCAAGCCCUUUUAUGCCAGAGAUAAUCAAGAUCAUCCUCAGCAUACAGUGGCAGCUGUCGAUCUUCUGGUGCCUGGAGUAGGAGAAUUAUGUGGUGGAAGCUUGAGGGAGGAGCGACUUGAUCUACUGCAAUCUCGCCUAAAAGAGCAUGGACUAAAAGACACAUACCAUUGGUAUGAGGAACUUCGCCAGUUUGGAUCAGUGCCACACGGAGGAUUUGGAUUGGGAUUCGAGCGAUAUUUGCAGUGUAUCUUGGGUGUUGAGAACAUUAAAGAUGUUAUUCCAUUUCCAAGGUUUUCUCACUCUUGCCUUUUGUAGACCUGAGAGGAACAAAUCAUGUUUUAUGAUUAAAGAUUCUAUUUCAAGGAAAACUGAGCCUUGCAAAACUGGCAAAUAGAAAAUAUUUUCUCGGACUGUACAGUAGAUUAGUCACUCCUCAAAUAUUUACAUAUGAAAUUGAUGUGAGUUGUAAUGAGAAAGAUGGUGGGUGACCAUGUGGCAGUAGUUAUUGUAUUUGCUUCUGAUAAAUCUUUCCAGGAUACUUUUUUUAUGUAAUUAAGAGGAUAUAUUAGAGUACCAUUCUUCAACCUUUCUUCAGGUUUGGUAAAUACCUUUGGCUAACAAGAAAAAUUAAUUUCUAUUUUUCUUUCAGUGAGAUCUGUGAUUAAGUACAUGUAUUGUGUAAUUCGGAUCUUACUGUACUGGAAUAAAUGGUAAUUGCAAUGAGUUUUGUUUAAACAAACCAUUUGGGUAUAUCUUUUGAUAUUGAGUUUAUUAUGCUAUUUAUCAUGUUUUUGGGUUUCAUGUAUUCACUUGUACCAUGGUACUUUUAUACAUAUCAGAUUUAUUGCCAAUAUAAAAUAAGAGUGCAGGUAGUGCUUGAAGCAAAUCGGUUUUUCAUUCCAAGCAAGAAUAAUGGAAGCCUAGUGUUUAUUGGAUUAAGAUUUAUCAUUUUGGAAAUGACAGUCAUGUAUGAUGGUGUAUCAAGAUGCUUCCAAGACACACACAGAUGUCUGAGUUAUGACAAGAAUUGGUGGAAGUGACAUAAAACAUCAUCCAAAGUAUAAUAUUUGAAGAGGCUUUUCAAAGAAGGAGAAGGAACAAGAUGAAGGAAUAAACAGUCAGUGAAUUGGGUUAAAGAAGGUUGCAGAGUCAAGAGCAACUGAGCAUAAAGAUUUUUAAAAGGGGACAGAUUUGUGAAAUUAAACACUUAAGAAUAGGAAACUAAUAAAAGUGAUCAAUGUUAGGAAUUACAUGGAAAGAGGAUUUUGUGUCAAACAGGAUUAAAGUGUAGAUGGCUUUGGGUUCAUGUACAAAGAGAUUUGUCGACAAGGCUAGACAAAUAGAACCUGGAAUUCAGUUGGAAUUAACACUGGAGGAAGAAGGAUAUUUAGGACCCAGUUGGCAAAGAAUUAUUACAAAUCAUGGAUCCAAAUAAUGUGUUUGUAGUUUGAUUUAUAUUUUGUUCCAACAUUAUGAAGUUAUCAGCAGUAUUAUAAAAAUGGAUUUUCAUGUUUUCUGCAACAAUUUAAAUCCACUGAAAUUAGUAUUUGAGAUCACAGAUUAUUUCAGGAUUACAUUUACUAGUAUACUGUUGGAUAAAUUUUGUUUAACAGCUGAGAGGAUUAACUAAAUGCUGUUCUUUUGCCUAGUCAAACUUUCAAUAAUUUGCAUACUUAACUGAAAUUACUUGUGUAAUAUGCAAACUACAUGAUUAUAAGGUGGCAUUGUUUACUCCCUACGUGAGCCAGGAGGUCCAACUGUGGAUUAGGAAAUCAUUUGAAUUGUUUAAUUGUGACAAAACAUGGUCAGGCAGACUUAAACUUCAUAUUCCAUUUUAUUCAAUGAAUUUUAAAGGUGACCAGAUGGUUAAUAAGAUGUUGCUCCCCCUACUGUGCAAUGUGUGAUCAACAUAUGCAAAGCACAUGAUUCCAGAUUACUUGAUGUGUGCAAAAUGAGUUGAUCUUUUCAGGGUGACAAUGAAAACAUCUCUUUUGGUCUUAAACUUUUAUUGGUCGAGGAGCAGGCAAAUCAACUGGAGAUGAGACACUGUCAUUUUAUAUUUUAGCAUUUCUGUAAUGCAUGUAACAUGCAUCAAAUAAAAUUUAAUGUUUGAACAACA
Messenger RNA from Rhincodon typus (whale shark), 3340 nucleotides. It is a transcript of the gene nars2, whose product is annotated as asparaginyl-tRNA synthetase 2, mitochondrial. Gene Ontology annotation, biological process: asparaginyl-tRNA aminoacylation. Bases 67 to 1536 code for a protein of 489 amino acids. The transcript has 14 exons. Gene Ontology annotation, molecular function: asparagine-tRNA ligase activity; nucleic acid binding; ATP binding. The record is from RefSeq and is a predicted model, not a curated record. NCBI's taxonomy places the organism in Eukaryota, Metazoa, Chordata, Chondrichthyes, Orectolobiformes, Rhincodontidae. Gene Ontology annotation, cellular component: mitochondrion.